Molecule: messenger RNA, 978 nt
Organism: Carcharodon carcharias (great white shark)
Lineage: Eukaryota; Metazoa; Chordata; Chondrichthyes; Lamniformes; Lamnidae
Product: cytotoxic T-lymphocyte protein 4-like
Exons: 3
Coding region: 288-863 (191 amino acids)
Biological process (GO): T cell receptor signaling pathway; positive regulation of natural killer cell mediated cytotoxicity; regulation of T cell proliferation
Cellular component (GO): external side of plasma membrane
Source: RefSeq, a predicted model, not a curated record
CCUCAGCAAGAAACUGCUGGAAACAUUCAAAUUUUGCCAGAUUAAGCUGUAAAGGUAAAUUUACCACUUAAGAAAAAUGUUUAUCUCAUCUGCCUUGUGGCGUGCUGUAUCAUUUGAGAACAUUCUCUAGCUUACUUAUUUUUUCUCCCUUGACAGCUGACCGAGAGGGCAUCGAAGUCUCUCGAUUUUCUUUGGAAAUAAAAUCUAUCAACAUCGAGUGAUUUUGUGAUUGAGUCAACAAAAGAUUUGCUGUGUACAGAUAUAGCAGAUUCUCAGCGGCUGCCAAGAUGAACCUUAAUGGGAAUUACCUACAGUUAAUACUGGUACUGCAGUGCACUCAUAUGUUGCUUCAAGUAACUGAAGCAGAACCAGAUAGGAUUGAAGUCUCUCAAUGUCCUUCAGAAAUAGAGGUCGUUGAGGGAACGUCUAUCAACAUGGAGUGCUUUUAUGAAGAGGAACGACAUAUGGAAGGCAUCAGGGUAGACUGGAGCAAAGACUCAAAAUGGAUCGUCAAUACAACCAAUUCAGAUGUUAUUGUCAAUCCAGUUUUCGACAAUAGACUCUUUUGCACCAUAAACAAAACAAAAGCAAAGCUGACAAUUAAAAAUAUCGCUCAGGAAGAUGCGGGAUUGUAUAUCUGUAAGAUAUAUAUUGAAAUACCACCACCAGUUCAAAGAGGCUCUGGAAAUGGAACAAAAUUAAUUGUGCGAGGUAAAGUGUUAACUCAAGCAUCAGUGGACAGAUCUUGGUACUUGCUUGCUGCUUUGAAGAUAUCAUUUUUUGGGAUAAUUGUUCUCAUGAUGUUCGUCGUUACAAGGCUUUGUGUACUAAGGUUCCAGAAUCAGCCAGCAGAAGAUAAGUAAUGAGACAGAUGAGUACUAUUCUAUAUCAAGUAUUUGUAACUAGAGUAAUGUAGUGUUUAAGCAUUUAUGUAGUAUAAUGACAUUAAAAUGUGUAAUGGGUUUUUAAAGUUUGCCA